Dentiscutata erythropus is the source of this 225-nucleotide messenger RNA. Lineage: Eukaryota; Fungi; Glomeromycota; Glomeromycetes; Diversisporales; Gigasporaceae. The record is from the annotation of a GenBank genome assembly.
AUGCACAGACAAAAGCAACAAUCAAUGGCCGACAUUAAACUUCGACGGUUAGUGGAACUUAACCAAAGACUUCGAGAAGAUUUAGAUCGUCCCCGGGUACGUGUUAGUGAAGCAAGUAAUAGAAAUACAAGAGAUUUCUUAGUACCAUCUGUUUGGGGACCUGUCGAUAGACGCGACGAUCCUUAUGCACCAUCUGGUGGUGGUUGCAUCUGUAUCGUUAUGUAA